Molecule: messenger RNA, 3051 nt
Organism: Schistocerca gregaria
Lineage: Eukaryota; Metazoa; Arthropoda; Insecta; Orthoptera; Acrididae
Exons: 2
Coding region: 1-711 (236 amino acids)
Biological process (GO): regulation of transcription by RNA polymerase II
Cellular component (GO): transcription regulator complex; nucleus
Molecular function (GO): DNA binding
Source: RefSeq, a predicted model, not a curated record
AUGUCGUUUACACAGGAAGAGUGUUCGAAGAUGAUCUUUUUCGUGCAGCUUGUUGAAAAAAAUCCUUGUCUGUGGAAUUACACAAUGAAAUCUUAUUCAAGGGCAGAUGUGACCAGUUUGGCUUGGAAAAAUAUAGCAACUGAAAUGAAGGAAAAUGAACAGAUUUGUCGUGACCGAUGGAAAAACAUCCGCACUGCUUUUGGAAGGUCAUUGAAACCAUUGAAAUCAGGAUCAGGAAGGCUAAAGAAACCAUAUUAUUUGGCCCCCCACCUCUCAUUUCUUCGCCCAUACAUGAAAGGGGCUCCUUCUUCUGGGAAUGUAUCUCCAAUUGAGGAAAAUGAAGACAGCAUGGCAGCUUCAAAUGCAACACUGACGACCACAGACCAUCAGGAAAUGGAAAGGUGUGAAAUGUCAGAAGAAAUGUGUGAUUUGGUUGAUUGUGGUGUGGUACUACAAUCAACUCCUAAAAGAAAAGCCGAAGCCAGCAACAGCGAUGCCCAUAAAGUAUAUGCUGACUGGCUGGAAAUUAAACAAUUUAGUGAAAUGAAGAGAAACUGGGAGUUAUCAGCUGGUGAUGCUGACUGGAUGUUUUUUCAAUCCAUCCUCCCUGAUUUCAAGAAACUUAGUGACAGGCGUAGGAGAGAACUGAAAGCAAAAUACCUGUUGCUUUUGAAUGAGCAGCUGGAUGAAGCUGAGAAUGAUACAUCGUGAUUUUCCUCAUCAUGGACUGCAUCUAAUUAACAAAUUUAUGCCACUACACAGAGUUAAUCAUCCACUGCUACAAGAUUGAUGGUGACAGAUUCCCCCCCUCCCAAUCUGACAAUGCUUCUUGUGAAUACACUUCAAGCAGAAUUACAUUCUACCUUAGCAUGUGGAGCAGUUGUUACUUUUUAACUUCUAAUCGUUGUUUACAUUAUGAGGUGACAAAAGGGGAUUGUGAUGUGCUUAAGUACAGAUGAUAUAACAUCAUGUACACAAGGAAUAAAAGGGCAGUGCAUUUGCAGAGCUACCAUUUGUGCUCAGGUGAUUUGUACGAAAAGGUUUCUGAUGUGCUUAUGGCCACAUGACAGGAAUUAACAGACUCUGAAUGUGGAAUGGUAGCUGGAGCUAGAUGCAUGGGACAUUCCAUAUCGGAAAUCGGGAAUUCAAUAUUCUGAGAUCCACAGUGUCGAGUGUUCCGAGAAUACACAAUUUCAGGCAUUAUCUCUCACCAAGGACAACACAGCGCCCUUUACUCAAUGACUGAGAGCAGCAAUGUUUGCAUAGAGCUUGAAAACAAAUCGGUUAGACCCUAAAUGACUGGAAAAUCAUGGCCUGGUGAGAUGAGUCCAAGUUUCAGUUGGUAGGAGAUGAUGGAUGGUAGGGUUUGAGUGUGGUGUAGAGACCUUGAAACCAUGGACCCAGGUUGUCAACAAGGUAUUGUGAAAGCUGGUGGUGCCUCCAUAGUGGUGUGGGCUGUGUUUACAUGGAAUGGACUGGAUCCUUUUGUCCAACUGAACCAAUCAUUGCUGGAAAUGAUUAUGUUUGGCUGCUUUGAGACCAUUUACAACCAUUCAGGGUUUUCAUGUUUCUGAACAACAAUGGAAUUUUUAUGGAUGACAAUGAUUCAUGGAACUGGGGCACAGUUGUUACAGAAUGGUUUGAAAAACAUUCUGAAUGUUUUGAGCAAAUGAUUUGGCUAUUCAGAUUGCCCAACAUGAGUCCGUCUUACAUUUAUGUGGCAUAAUUGAGGGGUUAGUUUGUGCACAAAAUUUGCACUGGCAACACUUGUGUAAUUAUGGGUGGCUGUAGUGGUAGCAUGGUACUGUAUUUCUACAGGGGACUUCCAGUGACUUGUUGAGCCCGUGCCCCAUCGAGUUGCUGCACUACGCCAGGCAAAAGGAGGUUUGACGUGAUAUUAGGAGGUAUCCCAUGACUUUUGUCACCUCAGUGUAUAUGUACAGUCUUAGGCGUAAAACGUGGCCGCCAGCCGGCUGCCACAAGACAAAGUCCAAGUUUUCCACUUAGUCUCCCGUAAAAGUGGCUGCUCCUCAAAAUUCAAAAUCUGCAUGAUUUGACAAAACUGUAAGAUGUGGAAGUGUUUACUCAAGCUGUACAGUGCUGUAUCUGCUAGUGGUCUAGUUGUAAAUGUCACAUGAUGGAGAUGCAAAGUAGUGAAUUGAAGUCCACUCAUUCCUUUAUUUUUGAACUGCAAUUUGGCUGUCUAUUAAAGGUGUGAGUCUCAUGGAACAUCAAAAAUAAUCCAGAAUGAGAUUUUCACUCUGCAGCGGAGUGUGCGCUGAUAUGAAACUUCCUGGCAGAUUAAAACUGUGUGCCCGACUGAGACUCGAACUCGGGACCUUUGCCUUUCGUGGGCAAGUGCUCUACCAACUAAGCUACCGAAGCACGACUCACACCCGUUACUCACAGCUUUACUUCUGCCAGUAUCUCAUCUCCUACCUUCCAAACUUUACAGAAGCUCUCCUGCGAACCUUGCAGAACUAGCACUCCUGAAAGAAAGGAUAUUGCGGAGACAUGGCUUAGCCACAGCCUGGGGGAUGUUUCCAGAAUGUUCAUCAAAAAUAAUGUUUCAUUUUCUAAGUACCACUAAUAGCAAAACUACAAACAAAAGAACUCAUUGCUGUGUUGUGAUCAGAGCUGUUUCUGCUACACUUUCCUUGUCCUAAAGUGGCUACUGUCCACCUACCAUUGGGCACCUUGAUGCCAGCUACUGUCUGACCAGCUGAUCAUGGUGCACUUUGGCACAUUUCUGCUUGUACAUUGUUAGCAUAAAAUUAUUUCUUAUUGUUCUAUGAUUUUCCAUGCAGAGUACAUUCAAUAAAUUGAGUGAACACCAUGCAGCUACACAUGAUGCUUAGUUUGCUGUGGGUGUGUUUAUCAAGUAUCAUUUCUAAUUUAAAGUUCUAGUAUUUAUUGUGGGGUUAUAGAUUGGAAUUUGUUUACUUCAGUCUUAUGGAAAUUGCUUAAGCAUUAUAAAACAGUUGAAUGUGGAAGGAAAGUGCCUAACAUCUGGGACAUGUUGUUCACUUUGGGUUUAAUUGGGGGGGGGGG